AUGAACCCGGGGAAAGGGAACUCCGACCAUGGCCAGUGCGGGAGGCAGGGAUUGGUGAGGGCAUCUUGCCCGUCGGGGAGCAUGUGGACGAACCCCGUGGCGAGGAUGACCCCAGCGGCGAAGGCCUUGAUCAGGGCGAACGUGCUCGAGUCCGUUCUCAGGAACCGCCGCUUCCGCCCUAACAGAGGGAUCGCGAUUCCCACCACGCUCGUCGUCAGGAUCACCGCGAUAGCCACCAAUUUCAACCGGAAAGCGUCCGCAUCGUCCCUGCAGUCGUCGGCCUUGCCGUCGGAGCAAUCUGUGUUGCCCGUGGAUGCGGACACCUGCCGGAUUAAGCCAUCUGCAACACCAAUCGCCGAAGGGACGAAGAACAAUCAAAAUCCAAAGCCACUGAACCAAUGA
Molecule: messenger RNA, 402 nt
Organism: Spirodela intermedia
Lineage: Eukaryota; Viridiplantae; Streptophyta; Magnoliopsida; Alismatales; Araceae
Source: the annotation of a GenBank genome assembly